Molecule: messenger RNA, 1867 nt
Organism: Camellia sinensis
Lineage: Eukaryota; Viridiplantae; Streptophyta; Magnoliopsida; Ericales; Theaceae
Product: pentatricopeptide repeat-containing protein At5g08305
Biological process (GO): RNA modification
Molecular function (GO): protein binding; RNA binding
Source: RefSeq, a predicted model, not a curated record
UCCCUCCAAAUAAAGAACCUUUUUUUGUGUUUGACGGACCCCCCCUCUCUACCGAAGCAAAAUCCCUUAUUUUUCUUUGAAACUGCCACACAAACUCAUCUUCUUCUCGUGGGUUUACUCAGCUGUAAAUGUUGAAUGCUUCACUGUUAAGCAAAAAUGUCAAUCUGAGUCAGACUCUAAUCGCAUUGCUUGACAAAUGCAAGUCAAUCUCUCACCUCAAGCAAAUUCAUGCUCUGGUGAUCGCCUUUGGCCUCACCCAAGACGACCCAUUUGCUUCAAGAAUUCUGUCUUUCGCUGCGACCUUUGAUUCUGCUGACAUUGCCUACUCUCAUCGGAUUUUUCGACAUCUCCACAAUCCAACAAUCUUCAACUGGAAUACAAUCAUAAGGGGUUACUCAAAAACCAAAAAACCAAUCAAAUCGAUAUCAAUUUUCGUCGAAAUGUUGCGAAUUGGGAUCUCACCGGACUAUCUCACAUACCCAUUUCUUGCUAAGGCAUCUGCGCGACUGUCGGAUCUUAAUCUUGGAGUGGCUAUCCAUGGCCGCAUUGCGAAAACUGGUUUGGAAUCUGAUAGGUUUGUUCAGAAUUCUUUGAUUCAUAUGUAUGCUUCGGGUGGGAAUAUAGUGUGUGCACGCAAAGUGUUUGAUGAAAUGCCCAAUAAGAAUUUGGUUUCUUGGAAUGCAAUGUUGGAUGGGUAUGCAAAGUGUGGGGAUAUAAGUUUGGCCUGGGAAGUGUUUGAAUUAAUGCCGGAGAGAGAUGUGGUGUCAUGGAGCUCUUUGAUUGACGGGUAUGUCAAGGACGGGCAAUAUGGUGAGGCAUUGGCAAUUUUCGAAAGAAUGCGAGUCGUCGGGCCCAAGGCCAAUGAGGUGACCAUGGUAAGUGUUUUGUGUGCUUGUGCACAUUUAGGUGCUCUUGAGCAUGGGAGGACGAUGCAUCGUUACAUGAUCAACAAUGCCUUGUCAUUAACUCUUGUGUUGCGUACCUCACUUGUGGACAUGUACGCCAAAUCCGGAGCAAUAGAGGAGGCUCUAGUUGUUUUUCGUGGGGUUUCCAUGGAUCAAACUGAUGUGUUAAUUUGGAAUGCAAUGAUUGGAGGACUUGCCACUCACGGGUUUGUGUUUGAAUCACUUGAUAUGUUUACAGAAAUGCAGAUUGUGGGGAUCACUCCUGACGAAAUCACGUACUUGUGCUUGUUAAGUGCUUGUGCUCAUGGAGGGUUAGUGAAGGAAGCUUGGUUUUUCUUCGAGUCUCUUAAUAAGCAUGGCAUGACACCUAAAAGCGAGCAUUACGCUUGUAUGGUGGAUGUUCUAGCUCGUGCAGGUCAAUUAACCGAGGCAUACCAAUUCUUGAGUCAAAUACCAAUGAAACCAACAGCUUCAAUGUUAGGUGCAUUGUUUAACGGGUGUAUGAGCCAUAGAAAAUUAGACCUCGCGGAAAUAGUGGGGAGGAAGCUCAUUGAGUUGGAGCCGCAACACGAUGGUAGAUAUAUCGGUUUAUCAAAUGCUUAUGCGGUGAUCAUGUGUUGGGACGAAGCAAGAAUGAUGAGAGAAGACAUGGAAAGGAGAGGGGUGAAGAAGUCCCCUGGUUUUAGCUUUGUUGAGAUCAACUGGCACACCGGUCAGCUCAAGCCGUAUACCGUCGUCUGGGUCAAAUCGAAAUCCAAAUCAUUCACUGGAGCUGCAGCAGAGGCCGAACAGAGGCGGUGCUGUGACGGAGGAGGUAAUGAGUGAUGUCAAAAUCUGCGGCGGAGGACAAGCAGUGUGCUGCAACCACUUUUUCAGCGGAUGUGGGAGUGAGGUGGCGGCGUUGGGGAGUCAUAGAGGAAGCCAUGGCGGCAGAGGCGGUGGUGGUGGAGGAUCGGCGGAUC